Molecule: messenger RNA, 501 nt
Organism: Letharia columbiana
Lineage: Eukaryota; Fungi; Ascomycota; Lecanoromycetes; Lecanorales; Parmeliaceae
Exons: 2
Coding region: 1-501 (166 amino acids)
Source: RefSeq, a predicted model, not a curated record
AUGAAGCUUAGCCGAGAGCAACAGGCGUCAACCGACGAGCCAGAUUCCCGGGAUCGGCGCAUUGGCCAGAAGGAGACCACGAUCCAGGACCUCACUACCGCCAACGCUGAGCUACGCAAGACGCAGGAGACGUUCAUCGGCAGUCUGAGCCAGAGGGAAACCAGGAUCCAGGACCUGACGGAGGAUCUAGCGAGCAGCUGUGGUGCGCAGGAGGUGCGGGAAUUCAAAGGGAUAGAGGAGGGCAAAAUCGUCUUGGUACGAGCUCAGAGAUGCUGUAGCGAGCGUAGGGGUUUGGUUAUCGUGGAGCAGAGUGAUCAUACGAGGAUCAGUGUGGCACGGGGGGUCUUGAUCGGUGCAGGGUUAAGGUGUGGGGGUGGGAAUGGGUUUUGUGUAUUGAAAACGGACCGUAUGGAGCACGGAUGGAGGUCCGUCUCGACGACGAGGUUGGAAUCUAUGAGUUUGAGGAGUGGAAUCAAAGGACUUGAUGAUUGGGUAUUGUGA